Microthlaspi erraticum is the source of this 2436-nucleotide messenger RNA. NCBI's taxonomy places the organism in Eukaryota, Viridiplantae, Streptophyta, Magnoliopsida, Brassicales, Brassicaceae. The record is from the annotation of a GenBank genome assembly.
AUGUACUCGUCGAUUCUCCGGGAACGAUCAGGAACCUUCACUGGAACCUUAUGGAGCCGAAUCUUCUCACGGAACAUGGGCGGUGGUCCGAGAACCUUCCCAGGAGGACUCAACAAGUGGCAAUGGAAACGUAUGCACGAGAAGAAAGCGAGAGAGAAAGAGAACAAGCUCUUGGAUCAAGAGAAACAGCUCUACGAGGCUCGAAUCCGGUCAGAAAUCCGAGCUAAAAUGUGGGGCAAUUCAGAUCCCGGCGAGAAACCGACGGCGAAACCGAGCCAGAGCCACGGUCCGAUGAGCCCGAGAGAGCAUAUCAAAUCGUUAGCUGAUCGGUUUAUGAAAGCUGGAGCAGAUGAUUUGUGGAACGAAGACGACGGGCCGGUUAAGAAACCGGUUGACAAUUCAAAUUCGAAUUCGAUUGAUUCUUCGUCAAAUUCGCCGAUUGAUGUUCGGAGAUUGGUUUCUGGGAAUCGUGUUUCAACUGGUAGUUAUAAUAGUAAUCGGAGUUUCGAUAGUCGUAGGAGCAGAGGCUUUUCGAGUAUGAGUAGAGGUAGGUUUAAGAGAAAUGAGAGUUCUUGCGAUGAAGGAGACGAUGAUGGAUUUGAUGCUAAAAAGUUGGAUACUUUGAGUCCUUUCUCUCCUAAGUUCGCUGGUAAGAAGGAGAAAGUGAAGAGCUCGAGGAAUGUGAAUGGAGUUAUAAGGAACAGAGGAUUGUUUGGUCAGAGUCAGAGUCAGAGGAAGUUUAGGAAGAAUGAUAGCUCGACUGAAGAAGAUUCAGAGGACGAAAACGAUGGUAAUGGGAAGAUGAAAGGUUGGAUUGAUUUGAGGAGAACAGGAAGCAGUGCUUCGUUAGGAAACCAUGAUGUCAAACUGACGAAACGAGCGAACCGUAUUGUCACUGAUGAAGAGCUUUAUCCUCCGUUGGAUAUCAAUGUAGUUAGAGAAGAUCUCAGUAAGAGAAAGUCUCUGGAAAAUGUAAUGGAAGAGAACAGAGAGCCUCUUGAUUCGAUUUACAGCGGAAAAAGAUUUGAUGAGUCUUGUUUAUCUCCAUUGACUCUAAAGGCACUUUCUGCUUCUGGCAUUGUUAAGAUGACUAGAGUACAAGAUGCUACUCUCUCUGAGUGCCUUGACGGUAAAGAUGCGUUAGUCAAAGCCAAAACCGGGACAGGGAAGAGCAUGGCGUUUUUGCUUCCUGCUAUUGAAACAGUUGUGAAAGCUAUGAGAAGCAGUGAUAGUAGUGUUCACAGAGUUUCUCCGAUAUUCGCUCUUAUCCUCUGUCCUACAAGAGAACUUGCAAGCCAGAUUGCUGCAGAAGGCAAAGCUUUGCUUAAAUACCAUGAAGGGAUCGGUGUUCAGACUCUGAUUGGAGGUACUCGCUUCAAACUUGAUCAGCAACGACUAGAAUCCGAUCCGUGCCAGAUACUCAUUGCAACUCCGGGGAGGCUUUUGGAUCAUAUAGAGAAUAAGUCUAACAUAACGUCUCGUUUGAUGGCGCUUAAGUUGUUCAUUGUCGACGAAGCUGAUCUCUUGCUAGACUUAGGUUUCAGGAGAGAUGUCGAAAAGAUCAUUGAUUGUUUGCCUCGUCAAAGACAAUCUCUUCUCUUUUCUGCAACCAUUCCAAAAGAGGUCCGUCGAGUAUCUCAGCUUGUUUUGAAAAGAGAUCACUCUUAUAUUGACACAAUAGGUCUUGGUUGUGUAGAGACUCAUGAUAAGGUGGAACAGUCUGUUAUGGUUGCUCCACAUGAAUCUCAUUUCCACGUAGUACCUCAUCUAUUGAAUGAGCACAUCAGCAACACAGCAGAUUAUAAGGUAAUAGUCUUCUGUUCAACCGGAAUGGUAACAUCACUGAUGUACACUCUGCUCCGAGAAAUGAAACUAAACGUUAGGGAGAUUCACGCAAGAAAGCCUCAGCUCCAUAGAACACGUGUCUCAGACGAGUUCAAAGAAUCGAAUAGACUGAUUCUUGUCACGUCUGAUGUCUCUGCUCGUGGAAUGAACUAUCCAGAUGUUACUUUGGUUAUUCAGGUUGGUAUACCGAGUGAUAGAGAACAGUAUAUACAUCGGCUUGGUAGAACAGGAAGAGAAGGCAAAGAUGGCAAAGGAUUGCUUUUGAUUGCGCCAUGGGAGAGAUAUUUUCUUGAUGAGCUUAAAGAUUUGCCUCUCGAACCGGUUCCGGUUCCGGAUCUUGAUUCAAGAACCAAACUUGAGGUUGAUCAGUCAAUGGCUAAGAUUGAUACAAGUAUCAAAGAAGCAGCGUACCAUGCUUGGCUCGGUUACUACAACUCGGUUCGAGAAACCGGUAGAGAUAAAACCACUUUGGCCGAGUUAGCUAACCGGUUUUGCUAUUCAAUCGGUUUGGAGAAGCCUCCUGCUUUGUUCCGCAAAACCGCGGUGAAGAUGGGUCUCAAAGGCAUUCCUGGUAUUCCAAUCCGAAAGUAA